Molecule: messenger RNA, 2126 nt
Organism: Bactrocera latifrons
Lineage: Eukaryota; Metazoa; Arthropoda; Insecta; Diptera; Tephritidae
Gene: RabX4
Product: ras-related protein Rab-8A
Exons: 5
Coding region: 542-1186 (214 amino acids)
Molecular function (GO): GTP binding; GTPase activity
Source: RefSeq, a predicted model, not a curated record
AUCGUAAACAAAUAAUCAACCAGUCUUCAACCCCGUAGAUGUGCAUAACAACCCUUCAACCGAAUGCCUGACAAAACGCAGGCGUUGAUUUCGAACAAGUCUGUCACGUUCCACAAAUACUCCACAAGCAAACUGUUGGUUAGGAGUUGGUCUGCAUUUGACUUGUUUUCAUAUGUCAAGAUUGUAUUGAUUUUUCGUGAAUCCAUUUAUAAGUCCGUUUGAUGAUGCUGAUUCAUACUGUAUACUGAAGACUUGCUAACAAUUUCCAUUCCAAGUUUUCAACAAUAAAAUUCACCAAAAAAUUCUAAAUCGCGAAGAUAAAAAUAAUACUAAGAGCAAAAGAAAGCAAAGUAUAACUCAUUGCGUUGUCCAUAUCCAAUAAAGAAUAUAAUAUAAUACAAUAUAUGUACAUAUAUAAAUGAACAAAGUUUGCAAAUAAAAUCUUCAACGACCUUUUGAGCUGUUUCGUAUUGUAAAGCAAACAACAUAUAGACAAAUAACCAGGCAUUAAUCUGGAAAGUCAUUGAAACCGUAAAUCGAGAUGGCUUUGGACUUUGUGGCGACGUAUAAAGUUCUGGUGCUAGGUGAUUCCAAUGUGGGUAAAACGUGUAUUGUCCAUAGAUACUGUGACGAAAAAUACUACGACACAUACAUCUCCACUAUAGGCAUCGACUUCAAGCAGAAAUUAAUCAAUUUGGAUGGUGUGCCAAUAAAGUUACAAAUUUGGGACACAGCUGGACAAGAAAGGUUUCGAACAUUAACGACGGCCUAUUAUCGCGGAGCAAUGGGUAUCCUACUGAUGUAUGAUGUGACCAAUUUGGAGAGUUACAACAAUUUAUCAUAUUGGCUUCGAAAUAUCCAAGAGAAUGCGUCACCGGAUGUUGUCAAAGUCUUAGUGGGCAAUAAAUGUGAAAGUUCUGCUACUCAACGGGCGGUCGACAAAGAAAGGGGCGAAAAAAUUGCUGAAAAUUUUGAUAUGCCCUUCUUUGAAGUAUCCUGUAAAUGUAACAUUAAUAUUGAGGAGGCUUUUCUAGCACUGGCACGAAAGAUCAGAGAGCAACGUGAACGUCGGGGGGAUAACUUUGACAAYGACGAUAAAAACCAGGAUAAAAAAUCUCCUGGCUCUAACGGGCUAGGUACUUUUAGUUUGGCCAGUCUCUCCGAAGGUAAUCGUUGUUCCUGCUAAACCGAACAGAAAUAUUCCACAUACUCGUAAGGAAAUAUACGUCCAAUAGAGUGCUGUAGUGGAAUAUGUACUUCCAUGCAUACUACAUACAUACAUACAUACAGACAUGCUAUCGUAAAUAUUAUSGGGACACUUGGCCAAAUGUGGCUAGCACUGAGAUGCAGUAUAAAAGCAAAACAACUUGAACUUGCCUCCAUGUAAGAGGCAAAUUACAAUUUUCCUGAGUGGGAAUAUGGUUGUUAAUGACGCAGUUUCACAUUACAGCUACAUAUAUAACAUGAUAAUAGUUUAAGGCCGUUGUAGUAAUGCMAUCGGAACUAAAAUUAAAAAGUUAUAAGCUAUUUCAAAAUUUUAUAAUACAAUAUAUUUUAGAACUAAUAUCAUAUGUUUUAUACAUGCAUAUGUAUGUAAAUUGCAUAAAGCCAAAUAGCAUGCAAUCGUUAGCGAGCGAGUACUUCAUAUUGCGCCUAAUAAAUGAAGGCAAAGCAAGUAUUAAGUAAGAACUAAUUUUAUUCGAGCUGACAACUUUAAAUUGGAUAUAAAAUAAAUCUUUAACAUCUUCGAUAGUAAAAUAUAUUCGGCAAACUAAAAAAAAGAAGAACACCUACAUAUGUAUUGUAGUUUCAUGAGCAAAAUUGGUAUACAAUGUCUUAAUUUAAUACGUGAUUUAUAGUUAAGUAGUUAAAAUUAAUCAUUCCCUUUAUAUAUUAAAGGAAUAUAUAAUUGAGACCACCUAAUGAUGAUUACAGACAGUUAGACAUGUUUUAAUUUUUGAUUAUGUGGAAAUCCCAUUUAAAUAGUGUUACCUAAAAUGCAAACUAACGUAACAUUACCUUUCUUAAGUUUACAGUAGAAGGAAAAUUGAACGAAAGAAUGAAUAGACUCUACUCGUAUUGAAAUAAAAUUUCAGUUUUGGUUAAUACUUGGUUAUAUCUGUAUA